Penicillium pulvis is the source of this 1515-nucleotide messenger RNA. RefSeq names its product serine C-palmitoyltransferase subunit lcbA (gene lcbA). The record is from RefSeq and is a predicted model, not a curated record. Gene Ontology annotation, biological process: ceramide biosynthetic process; sphingosine biosynthetic process. Gene Ontology annotation, cellular component: endoplasmic reticulum. The transcript has 4 exons. Gene Ontology annotation, molecular function: pyridoxal phosphate binding; serine C-palmitoyltransferase activity. NCBI's taxonomy places the organism in Eukaryota, Fungi, Ascomycota, Eurotiomycetes, Eurotiales, Aspergillaceae. The coding region runs from base 1 to 1515 and encodes 504 amino acids.
AUGGAUCUCGCAGAGACGCAACGUCUCCUCUCAGAGUACCUACACGAACUUACGACCCUUUUCCAUCAAAUACCCGGCUCAGCUAUUUUCCUGCGCUACGUCAAAUCAAGCUACCAAGAUGAUCCAAUUAGGUCCGCGGUAGAGUUGUUCCUCUUUCUGUUCGCUGUGCGUUAUCUGUUGGCCCCAAAGUAUUCGACCAAGCCCGGUGUGGUGUCACUCUCGGAGGAUGAGAUCGACGACCUGGUGGACGAGUGGACUCCUGAGCCACUGGUUGGAGAGCCAACACCUCUGGAGGAGAUGGAGGUUGCCAGGCGCACUGUGAUUGUGGGUCCUGUCGGUCCCAAGUCCAAGCUCGCCAAUGGUCGCACCGUUACCAAUCUCAGCUCAUACAACUUCUACAACUUUAAUACCAACGAGACCCUUAAGGAGAAGGCGAUUCUGACUCUUCGGAACUAUGGUGUUGGCCCCUGUGGUCCUCGUGGAUUUUACGGCACCCAAGAUGUGCACCUGAAGACCGAGGCCGAUAUUGCAUCUUUCCUUGGCACUGCGGCCUGCAUCAUGUACUCUCAGGCGUUUUCGACUAUUUCCAGUGUUAUUCCUGCGUUUUCGAAGCGUGGUGACAUUAUCGUGGCGGACAAGGGUGUCAGCUUUGCUAUCCGGAAGGGUAUCCAGAUCUCGCGGAGCAUUGUCCGGUGGUACGAACACAAUGAUAUGGAGGACUUGGAGCGGGUUCUCGCCAAGGUGACGAAGGAGCAGGCCCGGAAACCGCUGACUCGGCGGUUCAUUAUCACCGAGGGCAUGUUCGAGUCUUAUGGUGACAUCGUGAACCUUCCCAAGAUUAUUGAGUUGAGGCUCAAGUACAAGUUCCGUCUUAUUUUGGAUGAGACAUGGUCUUUUGGAGUCCUCGGUCGUACUGGUCGCGGUGUUACUGAGCACCAGAACGUUGACGCUGCAGAGGUUGACAUGAUCGUGGGAUCGCUUGCGGGUUGUCUCGUGGGAGGUGGAGGCUUCUGUGCUGGAUCAGAGGAGAUCGUCCACCACCAGCGUAUUUCCGCUUCGGCGUACACUUUCUCUGCAGCGCUCCCGGCUCUUCUCUCUACCACUGCCAGUGAGACUAUUAAUCUGCUCCAGAACAGCCCCGAGACAGUAUCGCAGCUUCGCGAGCUCACAAAAGCAAUGCGGGCUCAACUUGACCCCCGUAGUGACUGGGUCUACUGUUCUAGUUCCGUUGAGAACCCUGUCCUCAUUUUGGUCAUCAAGCCUGAGGUUGUCGCUUCCAAGAAGCUUUCUUACAACGAUCAGCAGUUCCUGCUCCAAGAUGCCGUCGAUGAGUGCCUCGCCAACGGUGUCCUGAUUACCCGUCUCAAGACUCUCGAGGAUAACUUUGAGCCCAAGCAAAUCGUUCCCGCUGCGCUCAAGGUUUGCGUCACAACCGGCCUCACCAAGAAGGAGAUUGAGAAGGCUGGUACUAUCAUCCGGCACGCCAUCACAAAGGUGAUGAGCAAGAAGAAGUAG